GGGCGCAUGCGCAGUAUCGAUCAUUGCCCCCGCCUGGCCAGCACCUCCUCGCCGCCACACCUCGCCGCGCCGCCAUUUUGACUCCAGGUGUUGCGUCUGUGCUUCUCCGCGUUAGUUAUACCCUCCUGCCAUGGCCAUGGACACCCAGGCCCAGACCAAGAAUAUGGACAACGUGAAGAAAGAGCCGCAGACGCCCAAGACGAAUGAGAACAGUGAAAGUACGGGGAAUUUCCGAGGUGGUGGUCGGGGCGGCCGAGGUGGAUUCCGUGGUAACCGGGGCGGUGGUGGUGGGUCUGGAGGCCGCGGUGGUGGAAGUGGUAACCAGGGCAAUGUUCAGACUUCUACCCAAGUGCCCGGUGGCAUAGGUAGCCUUGGGGGUGGCAGCGGCGGAGGCGGGCGUGGCGGCGGGAGUGGCGGGGGAAGCAACAGAGACAGCCAUGCCCACAACAACAGUGACUCGAGAGACAACAGGAAUGAACAUCAGCGUGGUGGUGGCGGCUACUAUAGGGGUGGCCGAGGUGGACGUGGCGGUGGCCGAGGCGGUGGUGACAGAGGCGGUGGAUCAAGUUAUGGUGAUAGAGAUGGCAGCUCUCAGAGGAACCAAAUCAAGGAACAAUCCAUGGAAAAUAAGUGUCGAAGGAUUAUGAGAAAUGGACACUUCUCUGUGGUCUCCUCAAGUAGAAUUGUCAAGUCUGAGAACAUGGACACAUCAUCACCCUCUACAUUGCAUCAAGACAGAAUUCUAGAACGUCUAAAACAGCUUGCUGGGCCUUUGGUUGAUCUACCACCAAGGGAAGAAACUGUCCGGAAAUUCUCUAAUCAUUGCAGACUCUGGGUGGGAAAUCUUCCUUUGGAUAUAAAAGAAGAUGAUGUUAAGGAACUUUUUAAGUCGUAUGGAGAGUUUGAUGAAGUAUAUUUUGACAAGAACAAAGGAUUCGCCUUUGUUCGAAUGGAUUAUAAGAGUAAUGCAGAAAAAGCACGUCAAGAAUUACACUUAAAGGAUUACAAGGGCCGACAGCUCAAAAUUCGUUUCUCAUCACCAGGCACUGCACUAAAGAUACGUAAUCUUUCUACGUGGGUUACAAACGAACUUUUGGAGAAAGCAUUUUCGGUGUUCGGAGAGUUGGAGAAAGCUAUAGUUAUUACUGAUGAGCGGGGUCGUGCUACUGGUGAAGGCAUAGUUGAAUUCUGUAAGAAACCAUCUGCAAAUUUGGCACUCAAAAAAUGCAAUGAAGGUUGUUUCUUCAUGGUAUCAUCUCCCCGUCCAGUCAUUGUUGAACAGAUGGCUUUAGUUGAUGACAACGAAGGCAUGAGUGAGUUAAAUGUAAACAAACGUAAUCCCGAGUACGUGAAAGAACGACAGCAAGGGCCACGUUUUGCACAUCCAGGAUCGUUUGAAUUUGAGUAUGGCUUGAAGUGGAAGCAGCUCUAUGAACUUUUCGACAAGAAGAAAGAUGCUUUGGAUAAAGAGUUGCAGGAUGAAAAAAGGAAAUUGGAGGAACAGAUAGAAUAUGCUAAAUAUGAGCACGAAACAGAAAUGCUUAGAGAACAGCUGCGCCAAAGGGAAGAGAUGAAUCAGCGAACCAAAUCAGAUUAUGAACAGCGCCAGAGAGAAUGGGAGGAGCAUCGCCGUGUAGAAGAGGAGAGACAGAGACGCCAGGAGGAGGAAUUGUCAUUAAAAUUUCGUCAACAAGAGGAGGAGCUCCGCAGACGCCAAGAAGAAAAUAGACAAUUUAUGCAGGAACGUGCGAGUGACAUGUUAAAAAAUGAAAAUAGCCAAGAUAGCUUUGGAAGUGGUGGCUACCAGGGUACUGAAGGUAGCAACUGGCGCCGCAACAGUGACACAUACAGAUCCCAGGGGGGGAGCAGUUGGCGUGGAGGUGGAAGUGAAUCGUGGGGCCGGUCUGGUAUGGCAGGUAGUCGUGGAGGCAAUAGCUCAUCUGGUAUGGGCGGUAGCUGGGCUGACAGUACCUGGGAUGGUCGUCCUGAUCCCUGGCAGAGUGAAAGUCGUGGUGCAUACCAGCGUGGUAGCAGCGAGAGUGAGCUCCCGCCCCCUCCGGAUCCCAACACGUUCCUGGAAAACUUCAACCGCGGGCGUAACUUUGAGCAGGAAGGAGUUGACUACGCUGGCCAAAGAGGCCGUGAUGCUGGCCGCAGCCGCUGGGGACGCAAUGACCAUGAUGACUACGGCCCAGCCAAGAGGGCUCGCUACUAGAUGUGGAUGAUAGGGCUUUAAAUUAAUGUUGACUGUUGGCCCUCACUGCAUUGGACUGCCAUGAACCUUUCCAUUCAUACAUUAUUUCUUGUAUAAAUGACUGGUUUGGCUUGAUGGGAAUGGGGCAGUAAGAAUUCUGAUCUUGCAGUUAUUGAACAUGCACCAAGUAUAUUAAAUGUUCUUUUAAGAAAUUUUUUGGAUACCCUCCAUUGUUUUAUUGCGAGUCGUGCAAAAGCUGUAGCUUUGCAAGAGAUGCUUUGCAGCAUGACUGGAUGAUGUCGCUGCAUAUCUUGUAUCUGAUGACUAGUUUUGAUUACCUGUUAUAAUAAGAAUUUUUCAGGAUAGUAUCACUAGAAGCCCUAGGGAUUAGAUUUUCAUUAGUGUGACAAAUAUUCCAUAUUGGGGUUAAUUGUAUCAUCCCAGUAGUAUACUGUAGUAUGUAAGUCAUUAUGUGCAAGUAUUUUAUGUCACAUGGUACUAAGUAUUUUGGUAAAAGCUAAGAUUUUAUUUUAUACUCUAGUAAUGAAGUUUUUUUGAUAAUUGUACAAAGAUUUAAGUUAAUCUCUUCAUAACAUGUAUGAAUAUUUUAUUUGUCUUAAUUAAUAAUAAAUGUAACCUUGUAAGUGGUACAUGUGUAAUUAGCUUGACCUUUUAAGGAUUCACUUGGAUGAAUCAAAUUUACAAUGUUUCUGAGUCGAAACUAAGACUGCAUAACAUGUCUUUGAAUCACUCUAGUAUAACAGAGCAUGGCUGGAACUAAUAAACUGCCAUUUGGUUAAAUGCAACGAUGGUAUUGUGGAAACAAAACUUUCUUGGAGUCAAAAAUAUGCUGCUCUGCUGGCUUGUGAGGGAUGCAAGUGACGACAGUAAAUUAUUAAAGCUACAUUUAGCUGAACAUUUUAUAGAAUGUAGUUGUAGAUUUCAUAUAUACUACAUUAUAAAAAAAAAAUCUCCAGACAUUAUAAAGAGAUCUUGCAUUGUGGAAGUAGUUGACAUGGAACUCCUUUUAUCUUGAAGUUAAAGUUUAGUCCGUAUUAAAUAAUUUUAAUGUGUGUCUUCAGAACAAUAUAUGAUCUAACAGCUUUCUAAUAUUUUGUGUGCACCACAAAAUCAGUUUCCUCACUGCUUUUAAAUUAAAAUAUGGGAAGUUUUGUGUAAAGAUCCUAAUGACAUUUUUAUUGGUAUAUUGCAUAUGAAAAUAAAUAAGUGGCAAAACUGAGUCAGUUUAAGAUAUACAAGGAAAACUUUAGUACAUUACCUUUGGAGGAACUUCAACAAUUGGAACUAUAAAAUACACGAGUAUAUCCAUCAAA
Molecule: messenger RNA, 3528 nt
Organism: Cherax quadricarinatus
Lineage: Eukaryota; Metazoa; Arthropoda; Malacostraca; Decapoda; Parastacidae
Source: RefSeq, a predicted model, not a curated record